AUGGACAUGGUUAGAGGGUUGAAUGGAGAUGAUUGGGGUAAUUUAAUAUUCAAUUUAAAGAUGAUAUUUACGAUAAAAAUGAUAAAAAAGAAAAAAAAUAAGAAAAUAAUAAAGAUAAGAAAUAGUAAUAAGAAAAAAUGAAAUAAAAUUUGGAGGAAGCAAUAAAAGAUUUAAAGUAAGAAGCAUAAUUUGAUGAAAAAAAGUGA
Messenger RNA from Paramecium octaurelia, 206 nucleotides. NCBI's taxonomy places the organism in Eukaryota, Ciliophora, Oligohymenophorea, Peniculida, Parameciidae. The record is from the annotation of a GenBank genome assembly.